CUCAGGAAAAUGGUCUUUCUCAACAGUAAUAUAGAAUAGCAGUAUACCACAAAGACUAGCUAAUAUUGAUUUGGAUUGACGCAUAUCCAAAAUAAGUUUCAUAUACACUUAUCGAAAAAUUGCGUUAAUCCAGCAAAGACGAAGUUGGCCUACUGCCAUCGAGGCCAAUGGCAAGCUCCAGUGACCACUUGCAUGGCGACAGUACCCCGCCCGAUGCGUCGGCUGAGGUGGAAGCAAUAUUUAAUCAACCGCUUAGUGAGGAUAUCGAGGAAGAGCACAAUAAAAAACACUGCAAGCUCUCCGAUGUGUCGAAGAAUGAAUGUACGUUAGAGAAGAGCAGUAAGGACUUGCAAGCAGAAAACAGCGACAUAUUCAAGAGGGUAGAAGUCGAUCGUUCGUUUGAAUCAACUUCGGAACCACAGGAAAAUGAAACAACCCCGCGACCCUAUCGACCUACGUGGUGCUUUGACGCGACACUGCAACAAGCCGGUUUCUACGUCGAUGGAUAUGGUAUAAUACCUGAUCCAAUAACGACCGCCGAGAAAAUCCAGAAAGCAAAACCAAUCGCACGGAGUUGUGCUCUCGAAGCUGCUGAGGUCCGUCACGAUAUAAGGCUCAGACAUGUAUUGCGUGGCGGAAAUCCGCGGAAGGCUUCGCCGCCAAAUACUGAACCAUCCGCGAACGUCGCUAAAGUCUCCGGUAUUCCCAAGAUAGAAAAGACUUCCGAUCAUUAUAAAAUUAUUGGAGCGGCAAUCCUUUCUGGGGUAAUCCUUGUUAGCGUCAUGGCUUUCAUCGCGGGUCGUUAUAUUAUCGGCUGAAGGCGAAGAUUACCAGCUGCGUGAUCGGACCUAUGCACGAAAAUACAAAUCGAGUAAAAGCUCAUGUGAGUGGCGCGCACGUAAUUCAAACAUUGAGGGUGAGAAACAAGACUAAACGCAAACUAUAAUUGUAAAUAAAUCAUGGAUUGUUUGUGAUACGAG
This is a messenger RNA of Varroa destructor (honeybee mite), 980 nucleotides long. RefSeq lists its product as uncharacterized. The record is from RefSeq and is a predicted model, not a curated record. NCBI's taxonomy places the organism in Eukaryota, Metazoa, Arthropoda, Arachnida, Mesostigmata, Varroidae.